Messenger RNA from Triplophysa dalaica, 3972 nucleotides. RefSeq names its product tripartite motif containing 36 (gene trim36). The transcript has 10 exons. NCBI's taxonomy places the organism in Eukaryota, Metazoa, Chordata, Actinopteri, Cypriniformes, Nemacheilidae. Gene Ontology annotation, molecular function: zinc ion binding; protein binding. The coding region runs from base 155 to 2374 and encodes 739 amino acids. The record is from RefSeq and is a predicted model, not a curated record.
UUCACCAUCCUCGAGAUUCAUCAGAUUUCUCUUUAAAACGCUGAGAGAUCAACGAGACAUAAAGUCUCCUCGACCGGACGAUGAGAUAAAUACGAGAAAAUAGAUCUCACCUGUUUCCAUAACGAUCAUCUGCUGUUGUGUGACGUCAGGGAUAAUGAUGUCUGAUUCAGAGGAGAUGUCUGAGUUCGCGAGUAUCGUGGAGCGCAUUGAGAGAGGCGAGGUGCCCAUGAAGAGCAUUGAGCGAGAGCUGAUCUGUCCCAUCUGUAAAGAGCUUUUCACUCAUCCGCUCAUCUUGCCCUGUCAACACAGCGUCUGUCACAAAUGCGUCAAAGAUCUUCUCAUGCCCAACCACGAUGACUCAUUCAGCACAGACGCCGGGUCAGAGGGCUCCAACUCGGGCAGCCCUCGAUCCAGAGUCCCGUCUCCAAGUAUGGAGAAACUGGACAGACUGGUGCGCUCAGGAUCCAUCUCUUCUCCCGGAUGGCGGCGUUCCUCCGUUACGCCUCGAGUCACCACCUUCCCCUGUCCCGGGUGCAAGCAUGACAUCGAUCUCGGGGAGCGAGGGAUCAGCAUGCUCUUCCGUAACUUCACGCUGGAGAGCAUCGUAGAACGCUACCGUCAGGCGGCCCGCGCGGCCGUGGCCAUCAUGUGUAACGUGUGUAAACCUCCCGUUCAAGAAGCCACCAAGAGCUGCAUGGACUGCAAGGCCAGCUACUGCAACGAAUGCUUCAAGAUGCAUCACCCGUGGGGAACGCCCAAAGCCCAGCACGAGUAUGUGGGACCCACCACCAACUUCAGACCCAAGGUGUUGAUGUGUCCCGAACACGAGAUGGAGAAGGUUAACAUGUACUGUGAGGUGUGUCGACGGCCCGUGUGUCAUCUUUGUAAACUUGGCGGGUCUCACGCCAAUCACAAAGUCACGUCCAUGAGCAGCGCCUACAAGAUCCUGAAGGAAAAGCUGUCCAAGAGCAUCCAUUACUUAAUCAGCAAAGAAGAGCAAGUGAGGGUUCAGAUUUCCGAGCUGGAGGUGUUGAUUCAUCAGACGGAGGAGAACGGGCAGGUCGCCGAGAGAAACGCCAAGGAAUGUUUCGAGCGACUCUUCGAGACCCUUCAGGAGAGGAAAAGCGAGAUGCUGCGGUCCAUUGAGCAGUCGAGGAAUCUGCGUGUGGAUCGUCUGCGUGCUCAGGUGGACGAGUAUCAGGGAAUGUUGGAGAACAGCGGUUUAGUGGGAUACGCACAAGAGGUGCUGAAGGAGACCGAUCAGUCCUGUUUCGUUCAGACGGCUAAACAGCUUCACAUCAGGAUUCAGAAAGCCACGGAGUCACUCAAGACCUUCCAGCCGGCAUCUAACACCACGUUUGAUGAGUUUGUGUUGGACACGUCGAAGGAGGAAAUCUUACUGAAGGAGCUCAGCUUUGGUGGUGUCCCCGACCCUCCUGUGAUCGAUCUGUCCCGCUCUCGCGCUUACAAUGAAGGUCUGAUCCACUGGCGGCCAUCUGAGGACGCACUGCCAUCGGACCAGUAUGUCAUAGAGUUCAGAAGGUUGAGCGGUGAUGACGGAGAGCCGGUGGUCUGGAGGGCGUCUGAGCGAGUGUAUGGCAGCAGUACAGUAGUGUCCGAUCUGGAGUUUUGCUGCCGUUACGCCUUUAGAGUGAAGUGUUGUCGUAACGAUGUGUUCAGUCCCUGUGGUCCCGAGGUGAUCUUCUACACGCCCCCAGCGCCAGUGUUCAGCUUCUUGUUCAGUGAGAAAUGUGGCUUCAACGUGGAGCGACUGCAGCUGAGCAAACGCAGAGAAUCAGUCGAGAGCGCUGCAGGAAUGACUUUUCUUCUGGCAGCUGAGCGCGUGCAAACAGGAAGUUACAUCAGCCUCGAUUACAUCAUCGGAGAUACAGGCAUUUCACAGGGACGUCAUUACUGGGCUUUCAGUGUGGAUCCCAGUUCCUACAUGGUGAAAGUGGGAGUGGCGUCUGACUCCAAACUAACAGAGUGGUUUCAUAACCCCCGAGAAACCAGCAGCCCCAGGUACGAUCACGACAGCGGCCAUGACAGCGGAAGCGAGGACACCUGCUUUGAGACAUCCCAACCCUUCAUGCUGCUCACCGUGGGCAUGGGCCGACUUUUCAUUCCUAAAGCCCCCAUCACCGCCGCCUCAGGGGACCACGGCCACCGCGUCCUCCCCAUGCCGCUGAGAAUUGGAGUUUGUCUGGAUUACGAUGCCGGACGUGUCUUUUUCUACGACGCUGCCACCAUGCGCUGUCUGUUUGAGAGACAGGUGGACUGUUCUGGUACCAUGUACCCUGCGUUCGGCCUCUUGGGAGGCGGGGCGGUACACCUGGAGGAGUUCAUCACUGCAAAGCGGCUGUUUUACAUGUGAGAGUCUGUUUUAUUAGUGUGUGACUUAAUUUAUUUUUUCUGUUACAUUCUCCCAAAAUAACAAGCAAUCAUCAUGCGCUCCGUGAAUCUGGUUUACGAGCCGAUUCUAAUCUCGAGUCCCACGUGCCUUUAACAACAUUGACCGCGUUUCCACACAGAAUGUCAGGUGUUACAAACACUCGCACGCAAUGCAGGGGCACUUUAACACAUGGUCACAUAACGCAGCGCCUCACACACACGCGCACUUUCUGAAUAAUGUACACGUGUACUGUUUUACUGUUAGUCGUAUUUUAAAAGUGGUCUUAAAACAAAACGAGUGAUUAUGAUUUGUACACUGCACGACAACUCUCAUCUGAACUUGACAUGAGUUGUGCACAGUUUCAUAUUACGUUUUUAUUAUUAUAGUAGCACCUGCAACACUAUGAAAUAUUUCACGAGAACUUUAAAGGAUUGUGUUUGUAUUCUAGAUUCAAAAUAAUUUGCUGAAUUGAAACACUUGUAAAAGUGAAAUGUAGCCUCCGAAUGACAUGGGUGCUGCUCGGAAUAACCAAAAUAUGAUUCAAAUAAGGCAAAAUAAUAUGCAUCUACACAAAUAUUUAUAUGCACUACCUUUGCCACGGCAAAUAACUAAUAUGGCCUUACUGAAUAAUAUGCUUCAUUAACUAGAUUUAUGAGCUGCAAAGGGAAUUUCUUCAAUGGCAGGCGUUCGGCCUGUUGCUUUUACACUACCUCUUUGAUUAUUUUGCAUUCUUUUUCUGCACUAGUCUUUAAGGUUUCAAUUGUGUCAUCUCUUUUGAUAUGGUAUCAUAGAUAAUGGUGCGAUGUUCAGCGCUUCACACUUAAAAAAACAGGUGUCAAGGGUUUGGUAGCAUUUGAAGGACACAUUUUACUACUUGAUGAGUGUGUUCUUCUGUACGUUUCUCUCUCAAUCAUAGUAAAAUCUCAAGAUUUAUUUUAGUGGUAAAGUGAAUGUAAUCACAUCAUGGGAUGUUUAAAAAUAUGAUCAUGUAAUUUCUGUAGAUUUUGAGUGUCCCAUGAACGCUUGGAUUUGACAGUUUUGUGAUCAUUUUAAAUGUGUUUUAAUGUAUAAUAUCAGAGUGGUGUUUGCUAAUCUAUUGCUGAACUUAUUUAUCACUAGAAAUUCAAGUCCUCCUCCUCUUUUUAUCAGCUUGUUUUUCGUUUUCCCUCACAUGGUCACUAUUAAAAUGGCUUUUGGUGAAUUUCAUGAAGAAUUAAUGCACUGGAUGUAUUUGGGUUUGUCACAGAACAUGUAUGUUUUGUAAACCUGUAACCAAAUGUUUUCCUCGUCUUGUUAAUGUUAAACUGGGUCUUCAAUGAAUUGCUGCGAUUAGUUAUAUAUGGAAGUAACAUUUAGUAUUCACUAGAAAACUGAUCACUUCACUUCUCAAGUGUGCACUUAAAAGCAUGUGAGCUUGUGGACUUGAGGCUAGUAUGCUUGGAUUAGUGUGCAAUAUCAUUUUAAACACAGGUGGUGAUGUUUAUGAUGCUUUAAUUGAAGUAAGAUGUUUGUCACCUCUCUGUGGUUUUAUUUUUAAUGUACUGUGUGCUUUCGUUUAAAAAUAAAUGGGUAUCCUUUUA